AUGUCUUUUGUGAAGCUCCAUCUAAGUGAGUCGGUGUGGCUCCCCUCCUGCCCGGAAGAGGGAGCCCACGUGCAGGCACCAGAGUGGGUGGGACCACCACCGCCUGUCCCCGCCCCCCGGAAGUCAAGGGGCGGGACAGGAAGUAUAAAGGCCGGCCGCCAGAGCUCAGUCGGCGGCCAGCCACCACAGGGAGUAGACGUGUGGCCGGGAGCUCCCGGCCAGGAGGCCGCCGAAGACCGAGGCCUGGACCCUAGCUGGCCCGAGUUACCCAGGGCACGCUACGAGGAGGAGCCACCGGAGCCUGUCCGAUCCCGUCACUGGGAGAAUCCCUGGGAACCCCACCCCACCAACCCUGAGGGUGAGACUGUACCCGAACCCCUCCGUCCCUGCUGCUACCCAGAGGAACCGCAUGAGGACCGUUGGCCUGACUUCCCGGCCGAGCUACCGGACCUGCCACCAAGCCCUGGCAGAGAGGAACCCAUGCAGAUGGACUGGCCCGAGCCCGGCGCGAUGAACGAGAUGCAACCUUGAAACCUCAGCCGUCCGUGUUAUCACUGGCUGAGAGACUGCGAAAACUCAGGAAGAGAUUGUGAAAAAACAAAGACGACAUGCUGCAAGAAGUGAUGCAGCAAUCUCUUAAAGAGAAUCAAAAAGCGCAGGAGUGGCGAGAGAGCGAAAGCAGGAUCUGCCAGGAAAACGCAGCGCACCGGCGGCGAAGCACGGAGCACCAGCAGCAAAGCACGGACCGGCUGAUAAGCAUCCUGGAACGCCAAGCAGACUCUAUCCAGGUGCUCGUCGCCAUGCAGGCAGAACACUACUGCGCCCGCACCCCCGCAGCCCUUGUCCCAAAACUCUUUCCCUUGUGCCCCCAUGUCACCUCCAAACCACUUUCCCCAACAUCCGGGUUCUUACCGCCACCAGCUGCCUCCAACACCUGUAUCUUCACCACCCAGCCCUGAAAACUACGACCCUUAUCCACUGCACUCAACCCCCAUCACCAUGCAGUAUAGCCAUCCUGAAGUGCAGCCCUCAUUGCACAGCACUCCAGACAGGACAUACGCAAAUCUGUGAUUGUACUGUUCCCCACCACACCCCCUUG
This is a messenger RNA of Malaclemys terrapin pileata, 1099 nucleotides long. RefSeq names its product basic proline-rich protein-like. Bases 1 to 531 code for a protein of 176 amino acids. The record is from RefSeq and is a predicted model, not a curated record. The transcript has 3 exons. Lineage: Eukaryota; Metazoa; Chordata; Testudines; Emydidae.